AAAAAAGGGAAAGCGGCGGGGUGUACUGCAGCGCUGUGGCUGUGGGAUGCAGUUGGUAUGACGAUCUAUACGUGUGUGGUGUCGGCGUGAGAGGGGCAUCGUCAUGGGAAAGCGCAAGAGCCGUAAGAUAGCGCAGGCCAAGGCCAAGCCCAAGCUGGACACACAGUUCGACUGCCCAUUCUGCAACCACCACAAGGUCAUCGAAGUCAGAAUGUGAGCGACAGAUGACGUGACGCACACACAGACAGACAGAAGACACAGAGGGAAGGAAGGCGGACAGGGAGGGAGGGAAGGCUCAUGUGACAUCAGGCACCGCUCUGUGUCUGUGUGCAUCUGUCUGUCUUUCUGGCUGGCUGUUUGUCUGCCUCUGUGUGUGUGUGUGUCUGCGUGUGUGUGUAGAGAUCGCAAGAAGGAGCUCGGCACGCUUCACUGCCGCAUAUGCACCGCCCACUUCGAAAUGCGCAUCAACCGUAACCCUCCGACACAACACACAACACCACACGUCCACAAACACUCCUCCCAGCAUUCCCCUGUUCGUUUGUCUGUGUGUGUGUGUGGCUAUCUAUCAAUCUCUCAGCUCUUCACGAGGGCGUGGACGUGUUCAGCGAGUGGAUAGACCGCUGCCACGAGUCCAACCAGCCCACACGCGAGGACGACCGUGACCGUCCGCAGCAGAGGGACAGGGACAGGGACAGAGAUCGGGACAGGGACAGGGAUAGGGCGAGGGCUGCUGAUGCAUACGACAAUGAGAAUGAGAAUGAUGAGUACGAGGAGGACGAGCCUGAGCGUCCGCGCGACAAGCCCCGCAAUCGGCUGCGGCGGCCGGAGAACCAUGACGAUGAGGAUGAGCACGAGCAGGACGCUGGACACGGCCUGGGGCUCGAUGACGAUGAUGAAUGACUGGCUGAGUGACUGACAUGACAGGGGAGGGAGAGAGGGAGGGGGCAACACACAUAUCUGUGUAGCUGCCUCCCUGGUCUAUGCGGGCGUGGUGUUUGUAAGGAGCCAGGAUACAUGAGUGCCUCUUCGAUUGUGAGCGAGGCGGGCUGUCUGAGGUGAGGCAUGUGCUGAGCGUCUGGGUCGGUUUCUGCGUGUGUCAAACAGGGUGACAUGUUCAGCGCUCGUGUGCAGCGCUUGAGUACUAUUUGUCAAUAUUAAUUGAUGUGUACGUGUGUG
Molecule: messenger RNA, 1176 nt
Organism: Vitrella brassicaformis
Lineage: Eukaryota; Vitrellaceae
Source: the annotation of a GenBank genome assembly